GUAAACCUGCACAGGAAGAGGAUACGGGUCAGGAGGACGACGUUUCGGAUUUAUUAUCGUUCAUUUUUAAAGAUGUCCGGGGUCAACGUGGUCCCGCGGGCAGGGAUGUGAGGUUAGCUCGACGUUUUGCCGGUUCUCUGUCCGGUUUGGUGCUCAGACAUUACACGAGAGGAGACAGCCAUCAGCUCAGCAUCACAGGCGCCUCUGCUCAUUCUGGCACCCAUCAUACUCGUGGCUGUUCAAUGCCUAAUACAUCAGAGAGUCAAGGAGCAAACUUAUCUGGGCCGGCGGAGCCGUCGGGGCUGCAGAGGCCCGCCGAUGGAGAGGAGGACCACGGUCUCAUCAGCUCCCUCGCCCGGGACGCUGCCAGAGUGAGGAGGGCCUCCAGUGCGGAGCUCCACCUGCCGUGGACCUGCCCGGUCACACACUCCCGGGAGAAGUUCUACACGGUGUGCUCCGACUAUGCUCUCCUCAACCAGGCCCCGUCUGUGUACCGGCCCCCGAAUGCAGCCAGGGACGUCCCCAACAAGCAGGACGACGGGCUGUCUCUGGUGAAGCCCAAACCCGCGGCUGACUUCGGUGCUGGCCAGUCUGGAGGGGCCCAUGUGGGAUCAGAUGGGGACUGUGACAUGGUGGAAGUGUCCGCCAGCCACGCAAAACCGAUUCUGGCCUGGGAGAUCGACACCACAGACUUUAACGCUGUGCUCACGAGGAAAACAAGAACAAGCAAUGUGAAGAAAUGCAGCACCAAGAAGAUGAAGUCAUCAGACAGGCCCAGCCGAAAUCUGCAAGACGUUCCCCCUCACGCGUCGCUGGAGGAGAUCAAGCAGAGAAAAGUGCUGGACCUCAGACGAUGGUACUGCAUCAGUCGGCCUCAGUACAAGACGUCAUGUGGAAUCUCUUCUCUGGUUUCCUGCUGGAACUUUUUGUACAGCACGCUGGGUGCAGGGAGCCUGCCGCCCAUCUCUCAGGAGGAGGCUCUGCAUAUUCUGGGUUUUCAGCCGCCUUUUGAAGAAAUCAAGUUUGGUCCUUUCACCGGCAAUGCUACUCUGAUGCGGUGGUUCAGACAAAUCAAUGACAAUUUCCGAGUGCGAGGUUGCUCCUACAUUCUGUACAAACCGCACGGAAAACACAAGACGGCGGGAGAGACGGCUGAAGGAGCGCUGAUGAAACUGACACAAGGGCUGAAGGACGAGUCCAUGGCCUACAUUUACCACUGCCAGAACCAUUACUUCUGCCCAGUGGGAUUCGAAGCGACGCCGCUCAAAGCAGCCAAGGCGUACAGGGGCCCUCUACCCACAAAUGAGAUGGAGUACUGGAUCCUGAUCGGCGAGCCCAGCAGGAAACACCCAGCUAUCCACUGUAAAAAAUGGUUGGACAUUGUGACAGACCUUAACACGCAAAAUCCAGAAUACCUGGACAUCCGUCACACAGAGAGAGGGAUUCAGCGCCGCAAAACCAAAAAGGUGGGCGGCAACCUGCACUGCAUCAUGGCCUUCCAGAGGGUGAACUGGCAGAAGCUCGGCCCCUGGGCUCUAAACCUGGAGAACCUGCGCCACGACUUCCACCACCACGGCACAGAGCGCGCCCAAGGGAGCGCCGCGGAGGAAACGGAGGAGAGGACGUCCUCGAAGCGCCUGGCCAACCUGGGACGCUCACACAGUACGGGGAGUCAGAAGGACACCAGCUGGAAACGCCUGUCCAACACCACGGAGUACAGACAGAGGAGCUCCCCGGACAGCGACCUCGAGGAGGACGUCACAGACUGAUCAGGUUUACGGGACACACGCGGUGAGCGAGGGGUUAAAUAACACAUACACAGUACAGUUCAGCAGCCCUGAGAUACAUUUUAAAAGGAUAAGUCUGGUGUUAUACAUUUUACUGCCAACAGAUCUCAUGCAAAGACCCAAAACAGCGACGUGUUAGUCCGCCUCCUAACACCGUCUGACUUCCUCACCCUGAUUCUGGCUCUCAGCCCAGAGCCCAUUCACCACUGCAACAUUAAAGCUUUAAACACGCCGUAUACAACAUUUAUUUUUAAACCUGCACCAACGCUUUAUUUUUUAGCUAUUUGGGGGCCGUGGAAAAACAUCAACAGUGCAUGGACAUAUCACCACCUUUAACCCUUAGGGGACUGUUUGG
This is a messenger RNA of Plectropomus leopardus (leopard coralgrouper), 2142 nucleotides long. RefSeq names its product basic immunoglobulin-like variable motif-containing protein. NCBI's taxonomy places the organism in Eukaryota, Metazoa, Chordata, Actinopteri, Perciformes, Serranidae. Gene Ontology annotation, molecular function: single-stranded DNA binding; DNA endonuclease activity. The record is from RefSeq and is a predicted model, not a curated record. Gene Ontology annotation, cellular component: nucleus.